This is a messenger RNA of Lucilia cuprina (Australian sheep blowfly), 2126 nucleotides long. Its product is annotated as dynein regulatory complex protein 10. The transcript has 7 exons. The record is from RefSeq and is a predicted model, not a curated record. The coding region runs from base 431 to 1588 and encodes 385 amino acids. NCBI's taxonomy places the organism in Eukaryota, Metazoa, Arthropoda, Insecta, Diptera, Calliphoridae.
ACAGCUGUCUAUUGUUUAUGUUUUGGAGUGAAAAGUUGGCAAUACUAACAACGUUAACUGAACUUAAAUCCAUAACUGAAGAACACAAUCAUAGGUUAAUGGCUUCUAAGUUUAAUCUAACAGCAAAUUAAGUCUAGUUUAAAUGAAUAGUAGUAAAAUCUCCCAAGAGUCCUAAUAAAAAUCCUUCAGCAAAACUUUAAUAUUUUAUUAUAAACGACAAAUUCAAUACGAAUUAUAUAUUUUCACUUUGUUACAUUAACCCCCAGUCAAAUAUUUUGUUCCGAAAUCCAAAACGACAACCAUAGCAACAAAAUAUUAUUAUGUUUAUUUUCUUAAAUAUUUUUGCUAUUGUUUUCGUAGUAUAACAAGUUUAAAGAAAAUUUAACAAAGUUUAAAAAAAGAGAUUUGGCAUUAGAUAAACAAAAAUAAAAUGUUUAACAAAAAAAUUAAGCCACAAAAAAUGCAAAAGUUAAAACAAAUUAAUAGCUCACAAGAAAAUGAAGAAAUCUCCCUAGAAAGGCAAACACAAAUAAAUAGUAUUAUUAGAAUAAUGAGAGAAUCACUGGAUAAAUUGCGUAUUUCGCUAAUAUUACCGCAGAUUUUUGAAAAUUUUCUAACAGUACAACAACGUUUAAGGGGCUCGCAAUAUGAAAUGUGUAUAGAAUGGAUAAAGAAAUAUAUACAGGAAAAGAAUAUGGUUGCAGCGAACAACUCUCCACCUCAUCUUAAUUAUCAUUUAAUUAAAAUUAUAGAUUUCUUUCAUGAAAAUUUACAGUUAUUUGAAUAUUUUCACGAUUUUUUUAAUGAUUUAACAACAGCUGAUAAAUCUCUAAUAGACACAUUUCAACUGCUGCUUAAAAUAACCGAAGAUCGUUUAAAGAAAUCUGCCAUAUCGGAAUUAAAUAAAGAGAAACGAAUACACGAAGUCUAUCAUGAAAAUCAAAGUAUACAAAAGAAUAUUAAAGUUUUCCAGAAUCUUUUGAAAAGUCAGCGUCUUAAUUUGAAAUGGAAAAUGGCGGCCAAGGAUGGUAUUAUACAGAAAUAUGAAAAAGAUUUGGCCACUUGCAAAUAUGAAAAUAAUAUAAAGAUUAAACAAGAAAUAGUACGCUCUAGUCGCCUUAUCGGACAAAUCCAUGCCUCCAGUGUGCUUAAACAAAAAGAGCUAGAGGAAGAACUUGAGCGUAUCAAAAUAAGUUAUGAACAGUUAUUAAAAGAAAAUUUAAAACAAGAAAAAACUGCUAGAGACGAAAAAAAUAAAUUACUACUUCAAUUGCAAGCGUUAAUAAAAAAGUUCGACCAAACUAUGGGCGAUAAAAUCAAAGAGAACAUGUUUCUGCAAGAAGAAUACGAACGCCAAAAGAAAUCAUUUGAGGAAUUUUUAAUUGAAUACAAUAGAGAAGAGCUGGAAUAUGAACAGAUAGUACGAGCCAAAGAAGAGGAGGAAAAACGACAACAUGAACAAAAAAUUCUACUCUUUAUGAUGAAUCGUUCGGCGCGUGUUAUACAAAAGCAUUGGCGUAAGUUUAGGCGCGCUCAGAAAAAGGCCGCCAAAAGGGGAAAAAGUCGUGGAAAGUCUAAAAAGAAAUAAAAUAUACUGACUUUAUAAAUUAACUAAAUAAAACCGAUUAUGCUUUGAUAAAAACAUCAGUUUUUUAUUAAAAUUAUUUAGAUUUUGUUGUGAAAAAGUCGUAGUUUUUCUUUUGUAAAAAAACAAAUAAAAUAUUCUUGCCAACAAACCCAAAAAAAGUUAAAAUAUUUUUUUUGUUCACCUUUUGAUACAAACUCAAAAAUGUUCGUUAUUUUAUAUCCCGGUUUGAUUUGAAUUUGUGCAAAAAUAACCAAUUGUUUAAAUAUUCACUAAAACGCAAAUAGACUUGAAAGUUUCUAUUAAAUUUUAAAACUCUGGAAGGGAUCGAUUUCAAUAAGCCAUUUUUGUGUAUAGUGCGAUUUGUGUGUCUGCAAACAUCAGAUUUUGAGAAUUAUUAUAAAACCAAAACAACACUUUUAUUAAAGACGUUUUUAUUUAGUUUCUUUUGAGUUUUUCCUUUGUGUAGAUUUUUUUAUACUUCAUCGGACGAGUCUUGGUUAGAUUUCCCUUUCCUUUUGUUUUGUUGAUAAAAAACAAG